GAGAUCAGCUGUUCUUCUCUGAUCUCAGCUCUGAAGUCCAACCCCUCCCUCCUGAAACAUCUGAAACAUCUGAACCUGAGUCAGAACCAGCUGCAGGAUUCAGGAGUUGAGCAGCUGUGUGGUUUUCUGGAGAGUCCACUCUGCAGUCUGGAGACUCUGUGGUUGAUGGGCUGCAAAUUGUCAGAGAUCAGCUGUUCUUCUCUGGCCUCAGCUCUGAAGUCCAACCCCUCCCUCCUGAAACAUCUGAAACUUCUGGACCUGAGUUGGAACCAGCUGCAGGAUUCAGGAGUUGAGCAGCUGUGUGGUUUUCUGGAGAGUCCACUCUGCAGUCUGGAGACUCUGAGGUUGUUUGGCUGCAGGUUGUCAGAGAUCAGCUGUUCUUCUCUGAUCUCAGCUCUGAAGUCCAACCCCUCCCUCCUGAAACAUCUGAAACAUCUGGACCUGAGUGAGAACCAGCUGCAGGAUUCAGGAGUUGAGCAGCUGUGUGGUUUUCUGGAGAGUCCACUCUGCAGUCUGGAGUCUCUGGGGUUGUGGGGCUGCAGUUUGUCAAAGAUCAGCUGUUCUUCUCUGGCCUCAGCUCUGAAGUCCAACCCCUCCCUCCUGAAACAUCUGAAACAUCUGGAACUGAGUUGGAACCAGCUGCAGGAUUCAGGAGUUGAGCAGCUGUGUGGUUUUCUGGAGAGUCCACUCUGCAGUCUGGAG
This is a messenger RNA of Salarias fasciatus (jewelled blenny), 702 nucleotides long. Its product is annotated as NACHT, LRR and PYD domains-containing protein 14-like. The record is from RefSeq and is a predicted model, not a curated record. Gene Ontology annotation, molecular function: protein binding. Lineage: Eukaryota; Metazoa; Chordata; Actinopteri; Blenniiformes; Blenniidae. The transcript is spliced from 4 exons. The annotation marks the transcript as partial.